Messenger RNA from Mugil cephalus (flathead mullet), 862 nucleotides. RefSeq names its product mitochondrial ribosomal protein S12 (gene mrps12). Gene Ontology annotation, molecular function: structural constituent of ribosome. Lineage: Eukaryota; Metazoa; Chordata; Actinopteri; Mugiliformes; Mugilidae. The record is from RefSeq and is a predicted model, not a curated record. Gene Ontology annotation, cellular component: ribosome; small ribosomal subunit. The transcript has 3 exons. The coding region runs from base 174 to 605 and encodes 143 amino acids. Gene Ontology annotation, biological process: translation.
AGGACACAUGUUGACACGGGAGUACUUCCGGGUAAAAGGUCACUUCGCUCACGCCGGAAAGAAGCGAUGUCCUUGAUUAUUUUCUAAAUUAAAAUGCAAUAAAUGAGUGACUCUUAGGUUCUUCUUCAUUUUCUCGGAUAUUUUCUGACCGAGGAGUUUGUUUCUUGAGCAGGAUGUCUUGGCUGUGGAGCCUGAAGCCGGUUCUAACGCCGCUGGUUCAAGCGUCCCAGCAUGUCUCAGUCUGGACCGGCCCCCUCCUCUCCAGGACCAUGGCCACCCUCAACCAGAUGCACCGUCAGGGGAAACCCAAACCUCCACCCAAGUCCGUGGGCGCCACGUUCGGCCGCCCCCAGCUGAAGGCGGUGAUCCUGAAGACCAUGAUCCGCAAGCCCAAGAAGCCCAACUCGGCCAACAGGAAGUGCGCUCGGGUGCGUCUGUCCAACGGGAAGGAGGCGGUGGUGUUCAUCCCCGGGGAGGGACACAACCUGCAGGAGCACAACGUGGUGCUGGUGCAGGGCGGGAGGACGCAGGACUUACCGGGGGUCAAAAUGACCGUGGUCAGAGGGAAGUAUGACUGCGCUCACGUGGUGAAGAAGAAGCAGUGAAGGUCUACGUCCCAGCGCCGGUCUACGUCCUGGCGCCGGUCUACGUCCUGGCGCCGGUCUACGUCCUGGCGCCGGUCUACGUCCUGGCGCUGGUCUACGUCCUGGUGCUGGUCUACGUCCUUGUGAAGCUGGAACAUUUUUAUUACUCGUCAGGUUUAAACUAAGUCUCUGUCCGGUUUUCUUCCCUCAGACGAAGCACUAGAUGGUUUCUGUUCAUGUUUAAUGUCUGAUAAACGUCUGGAUUUUGUCCAUUUUCA